Messenger RNA from Ascoidea rubescens DSM 1968, 2331 nucleotides. It is a transcript of the gene EXO70, whose product is annotated as GTP-Rho binding exocyst subunit EXO70. Gene Ontology annotation, cellular component: exocyst. The record is from RefSeq and is a predicted model, not a curated record. Gene Ontology annotation, biological process: exocytosis. Gene Ontology annotation, molecular function: phosphatidylinositol-4,5-bisphosphate binding. NCBI's taxonomy places the organism in Eukaryota, Fungi, Ascomycota, Saccharomycetes, Ascoideales, Ascoideaceae. The transcript has a single exon. The coding region runs from base 1 to 2331 and encodes 776 amino acids.
AUGUCCCACACUGCGUUUUUGGUGGACAUCGACGAGGCAGACGUCGCUGUUCUUGACGAAAACCUCUCCAAGUCUGACGAGCUCAUAUUGCAAAUCAGCAAGUCGUUGAACAAAGUGUCCCAGCUCUCACUAAGCUCUUUGAACUUGAUCAAUCCCAUCAUCGACGUCUCCAACAACCUCACCACCUACAAGAAGAACGUUGAGGACUCCAUCAAUAUCACCAAGAAGAUCAAGAACUUUGCGAAAAUCAUCUCCAACUACGAGGUGGUCAUCAACAACGACCUCUUGAUCUUGCAGAACAGCACCAACAACGACCCCAGCAGUAAGAAUGAAUAUAACAAGCACGAAUUCAACAACUACUUGAAAGUGUUGAAGAACUGCAACAACUUGCUAGUGGAAAUCAAUCGAAACAGAUUGGAAAACUUUACAGGAAUCGUCAACAAUCUAAACAGCUUGAUCGUAAAGGGGAACAGCAACUUGAUUGAAAUAUUUAAAAACAACGUCAAGAGCCUACCAAAUCUACCCAAAUUUAGUGAAUAUAAAUUGAUUGAACAGGAUUCCAAUGCCAAUGCUAAUACCAAUUCCAAUUCCAAUUCCAAUACCGAUGAAAACGAUCUAGUCAACAACUUACUAGCGAAAAUUAAUAAUAAUAAUUGCAAUAUCAAUAUCGAUAUCAUUCAAUACUUUUUAAAAUUUUCAAAUUCUUCAAUUGAUAAAAUUAAUGAAAUUUAUAUCUCAAAUAGAUCAAAUGUUAUUUUAAAUGGUUUGGCAAAUGACGAAGAUAUCCUUAUCAACGACUCCAAAAAAAAUGAUUUAUACCAAAAGAAUUCUAAUUUAAUAACCUGUUUUACAAGGUAUAUAAACUUGAAUCUAACGUAUGAAAAUUGUUUAAUAAUCAAAAAUUUCCCAAAUUUUAAUGACAACACUGAUAAUAAUAAUAAUAAUAAUAAUAAUAAUAACAAAAGUGAAAAGAAUAAUAAUAACAAUAAAAGUGAAAAUAAUAAUAAUAAUAAUAAUAAUAAUAAUAAUAAUAAUAAUAAUAAUAAUAAUAAUAAUAAUAAUAAUAAUAAUAAAAGUGAAAAUAAUAACAAUAACAAUAACAAUAAUGAUAAUGAUAAAAAUGGAAAAAUUGAAUUUAAACUAAAUUUGAUCAAAAUAUUCAAGGUCAAAAUAUUUCCCAAGUAUUCUUACUACUUGAUCGAAUUGACAAAUUUUAUUAAAAAAAACUUUUCAAACUAUUCUUUACUAUUAUUUGAAUUAAUUAACUGUAAAAUCGAAUUUUUAAAAAAAAUUGAUCAAGAUAUCAAACUAAUUGAAAUCAUUAAAAAAAACGGUGACAACAAUGAAGAUGAAGAUAUAAUUAUACUCAUCUUGAAGGAUUUCGAAAUUGUCAAAUCAUUAGCUCAAAAUUUGUUCAAAGAUUUCUUAAAACUAAUCGAUAACAAAAUCGUCAACUCAAUGAAUAAUUUACCAAAGGAUUAUGGUGUAAGUGAAAUCACUGUUGAAAUCAUGUCCAAAUUAAGAAAAUUUAGUGAAUUUAGAGAAUCUUGCCUAAAUAUAAUCGAAGGAAUGAAAAUGGGUUCAUGGAUCGAUAGCAAUAAGCCCCAAUGGCUAAACGUAUUUACUAGUAAUCCUCAUUAUUCUAGCAAUUCCAAUAACAGUUUCAAUAAUGACAAUCAAGACGUCAAUAAUUCUAAAUACUUGUUGAUGUGUUUUUUCUUGGACUCAAUCGACAAUAUUAUGGUAGAUUUAGAGAUUAAAAGUAAGAUAAUACUCACAGUCAACCAAAUAAAAAAGAGUAAUAAUCUUUAUAAUUCACAUAUUGGUUUUUUUUUAGUUACCAAUUUAAUUUUAAUUGAACAAAUUAUUAAAAGAAGUGAAAUUGAAAAAAUAUUUGAGUUUAAUAAAUUAAGUUUUGAAAGAAUUGAAAAAUUGAAAAAGAGAGCAUUGAAUUUCUUUUUAAUCAGUUGGAAAAAUUUAGCUUCAAGUUUAAUGGAUGUCACUGUCAAUACAAGCUCAACAUCAUCAAGUGGAUUAGGAUUAAGUGGAUUGACCGGCAGCAAGAUUAAUAGUAAAGAAAAGGAAAUUAUCAAAGAAAAAUUCCGUAAUUUUAAUAGUGAAAUUGAAGAAAAUAUCAAAAUUUUCAAAAGUUAUAAUAUCACAGAUCAAAGUUUGAAAAAAUAUUUGGUUCAAGAAAUCAGUUUCAUUAUCCCCUUAUACAAUAGAUUUCACGAUAAACACUCUGGAGGGGAUUUCACAAAACAUACAAGCAAGUAUAUCAAGUACGAUAAGAGUAAAUUAUCUGGUAUGUUAAUGUCAUUAGCUAAAUGA